CCGAAGCAGAAAAUUGAAAUAAUGAACGUAUACUUAAGAGGCUUUAUAAUGACUGACUUCACAGUUCUUUUGUUUCGCUGAGGAACCUUCGAAAUCCACAACACGAUCAAGUCUUCUAGAACGACUUGGAUCACCAAAAGGUGUCUUUUCCAAAGACUGUGGCGAGCGACGAGUGAUUUUGACUGACGUCAGUUGUCAUUUGUACCGGAACUUGCAGAGAUGGGCAUACCGCUACUUCCGGUGUGUUUAGUUUUAUCACAAGAAGAGACCGAGGUUGAAUUACAAUAGCGAAUAAUCAGUUGAGCCUAAUAAUUUUACCCAAACAACACAACAAAAGAAAGGAACAGAGACAUCGAAUGAUCGAAGUUGUUAAAACCGUUCACGUACCGACUUUGAUCAAUUUAUUGAAGGCAUAAUUCACUUUAAGUAUAUUCAUGAGCGCUUGAAAAGUCUUUGAAGCAGUGUAAACAUUCCGUCAUAUCGUGGAUCGGGACAUUCAAGCAGUACAGCGCAAUUGUGUGGACACAGACUGGCAUCAAACCCCUUCAUUGGCUCAUUACUGGUAGCUACCGUCUCAUGGUUAACCGCUCACAUCACAUUACGUUGAUUACGCUAUCGGGUUUACUCAUCAACAUUAGUUUGAAACUCAAAGGAAAUUCGCGGGAAAACUUGUGGUUCGACGACUUUAAAAACGCACAGCGAUUGGCACACAAGAUAAAGAAAAGCAAUUUCGCAAGUCCGCUGAUCGGAAGUUCCACGCAAGCUAAGGAAAACCGAAUCCUAUAUAAGUAGUAAAGCUAAACGCGUGAGUCCGUUGAUUCGUCCUUCAAGUUUCAUUACGAGCACGCAAUCUUAUUCAGUGAAAGUCAAAGGAAUAACUUUUUUUCUUCAAAGUGGAGGCUAUACAGGGUAUCUACCCAUGGUGUUAUAAAAAUGAAAAGUGAACGUCUAAAAGGUUUGCCACCAACUACGUCAAACUACUACAAUUCAUUUCAAGUUAAGACUCUUCCCAGAGAAACUGACUGUACUGAUUUUCCGUCUACUGUGGAUGACAGCGAUAUAGAAGAGUAUUACCCAUUUGUUAUUGGACGAGGAGCGAGUUUUAAAAUAAUAGACCCUAAAGUGUACAAACAACUGCGUAAACAUAAUAUACCACAGACUAAGCAUAUACGAAUUGCGGAAUGCGCAAAGAAAAGUUCGAAAACAAGGACUCAUGAAUCUGGACGUAAAUCUACUUCUAGUAAAAGUGCAAUAGAAAUGGAGGAUGAAUAUUGUGAACUUUCACCGCUCGCUAAGGGACCAGCUCCGUUUAUUCCACCACGUAGGACAAAACAGCCGGUCGUCGAGACCAGAGAAACUGUUAAUAGACUAACUCCUUCAAAAAAGAGAGUCCAAAACGAAUAUCACGAUCCCAAAGCAUGGAUGGUAAAAUUGAAUUCGCAAAACACUGACUCAUCCGUGACAACUAAACUUUGUGUAGAUGAUAUCAAAUCAGAGAAAGACUUGUUGAAAGGUACAGAUGGAAAUUUUACAGAACUAUUGAAUGAAAAGUCGAGAACUUAUUUAUGUGGUCAUGAUACAGAAGAAGUUGUGGAUUACGCGACUUGUAUGUGCUGUGUCAAAGGGUUCUUUUAUCAUUGUACGAAAGACUCUGAGGACGAGGGGAGAAUCGCUGAUGACCCUUGCUCCUGUAGCGGACCUUUACGAUCGUGUCUACCUCGGUGGGGUUGCCUGGCUGUUCUCUCGAUAUUUCUCCCAUGUUUACUGUGUUAUUUACCAGUCGCGGGAUGUCGAAAAGCAGCUAGUUGUAUAUCAUGUAAAAAGAAAAAAGCACAGAAAAGAAAAACUAAAUCCACUGCGAAAGAUAAGAGAACUUUGACUUUAUAAGUCAGUGCAGAGUGAUUUCUAAUGGUAAUUUUUAUAAAAUCAUAAAGUAAUAAUAGUUACUUUAUUGGCAAUUUUAAUAAGGUACUAAUUACGGAAUAUAAAGGGUUAGUAUAUAAUAUAUAUUAUAAUAUAGAUAUAGUUUAUUAAGUGAAUUUUAGCUCUAGUGGUUUGACCGUAGACAUGUUUUUUUAUGUAAUGUUGAAAUUGUAUCACACUCAAUUACUCUUGUAUUUAUAAAGUCAGCUGACAAAAAUUCGGAAUUGUAUUGACAUAGACCAUUGAUUGAUCUAUGGUUCAAAUGAGGAAUACAUUUUCACGACGCCUCUUUAGAAAAACAAGAUGCACUAACCCUUUAUAGUAAAUAUUGAUUAAAUAUUUGAAGAGCUUUUAGUAUUAAACCUUGGAUUUUGAAUGCGAUAACGCUAUAGGAAUUUACCUGUACAUACAUAUUUUUUUAUAUAAGAAAUGUUUAAGUUAUACAAAGAUGUAAUUUAUACAAGGGAUUAAUAAUCAGCUAUAUAUAUUUAUACGAAUGUCAGAAUACUAUAACGUGUAUAAAUAACAAAAUAUGAAUCAUUUAUUUUAUUAAAAAAGAUACUUAUAAUGUUUAAGUUACUUUUUUUUGCAUAAUGUAACAAUCUUAUAAAGGGAUUACACAAAUCUUGGAGAAUUAAAAUUCUUAAUACAAUCUAA
Exaiptasia diaphana is the source of this 2580-nucleotide messenger RNA. RefSeq lists its product as uncharacterized. Bases 934 to 1887 code for a protein of 317 amino acids. The transcript has a single exon. The record is from RefSeq and is a predicted model, not a curated record. Gene Ontology annotation, biological process: multicellular organism development; negative regulation of Ras protein signal transduction; negative regulation of MAP kinase activity. Lineage: Eukaryota; Metazoa; Cnidaria; Anthozoa; Actiniaria; Aiptasiidae. Gene Ontology annotation, cellular component: cytosol; membrane.